AGCGGUCGUAACAAGAAUGGCCGCGGCCACGUGAAGCCCGUGCGCUGCUCCAACUGCGCUCGCUGCACUCCCAAGGACAAGGCCAUCAAGAGAUUCACCAUCCGCAACAUGGUUGAGUCCGCUGCCAUCCGUGAUAUCUCCGAGGCCUCCGUCUUCACCGACUACGCCGUCCCCAAGAUGUACCUGAAGCUGCAGUACUGCGUGUCCUGCGCUAUCCACGGCAAGAUCGUCCGUGUCCGCUCCCGGGAAGGUCGUCGCAACCGUGCCCCCCCUCCGCGCAUCAGGUACAACAAGGACGGCAAGAAGCUGAGCCCCCCUCAGGCCGCCAAGGCUAUGUAA
Molecule: messenger RNA, 339 nt
Organism: Aspergillus campestris IBT 28561
Lineage: Eukaryota; Fungi; Ascomycota; Eurotiomycetes; Eurotiales; Aspergillaceae
Product: 40S ribosomal protein eS26
Exons: 3
Biological process (GO): translation
Cellular component (GO): cytosolic small ribosomal subunit; ribosome
Molecular function (GO): structural constituent of ribosome; mRNA binding
Source: RefSeq, a predicted model, not a curated record